Messenger RNA from Triticum aestivum (bread wheat), 993 nucleotides. RefSeq names its product 2,3-bisphosphoglycerate-independent phosphoglycerate mutase-like. Lineage: Eukaryota; Viridiplantae; Streptophyta; Magnoliopsida; Poales; Poaceae. Gene Ontology annotation, molecular function: manganese ion binding. The record is from RefSeq and is a predicted model, not a curated record. Gene Ontology annotation, cellular component: cytoplasm. The transcript has 5 exons. The coding region runs from base 1 to 993 and encodes 330 amino acids. Gene Ontology annotation, biological process: glucose catabolic process.
AUGGUUAACACCAACACAGCGUCAGACCUCACCGCGCUGCUACCCAAGACCUCGCUGCGCCGCUGCCCAAGGCCGCACCGCACCAGCUGUCAGUGGUGCAUCUUUGUUCUUUGCAACUAUGUGGAGGACGACAUGGACAUCUACUCCGGCAACAGCUACUCCGUCCUACUCACCACCGACCAGGACCCAUCGUCCAACUACUGGAAUGAGUGGAGUGUGGUCAAGUGUGGGUGGGAUGCCUACGUACUUGGAGAAGCACCAUACAAAUUCCAAAAUGCACUUGAAGUUGUGAAGACUCUAAGAGCAGAGCCUAAGGCCAAUGAUCAGUAUUUUCCCCCCUUUGUGAUAGUUGAUGAGAGUGACAAAUCGGUUGGUCCUAUAGUAGACGGUGAUGCAGUUGUGACUUUCAAUUUCAGAGUUGAUCGCAUGGUUAUGCUUGAGAAAGCACUUGAGUUUCCUGAUUUUGAUAAAUUUGACCAUGUUCGUGUACCAAAAAUUAAGUACGCUGGGAUGUUUCAAUAUGAUGGUGAGUUGAAGCUUCCAAGCAAGUACCUUGUUUCCCCACCUUUCAUUGAGAGGACAUCUAGAGAAUACUUGGUGAACAAUGGUGUCCGCACCUUCGCUUGCAGUCAAACAGUUAAGUUUGGCCGUGUCACAUUUUUCUGGAAUGGAAACCGUUCGGGAUACUUUGACGAGACCAAGGAAGAGUACAUAGAAAUUGGUAUCACAUUCAAUGAGCAGCCCAAAAUGAAAGCAUUUGAAAAUGCGGAGAGACGGGCCACGCUCGGGCUGAUCCAGGAGCUUGGUGCACUAGGCCCCAAGGACAAGAUGAUGACAAAGGCUGCAGCGGCCCUCAUCAAGCGCUUCGAUGAGCCGUUGACAGAGAGCGACCUUCAGGCCAUCGCAAAGCUCACCAACCUGGACGUUGCUGCUCUUCGGAUCGCUGCUGCCACGGUCGGCCGAGAUGCCAGGACCGUGGAGGUCAAUGUGUGA